This is a messenger RNA of Vollenhovia emeryi, 4519 nucleotides long. Its product is annotated as proteoglycan 4-like. Lineage: Eukaryota; Metazoa; Arthropoda; Insecta; Hymenoptera; Formicidae. Bases 2346 to 2837 code for a protein of 163 amino acids. The record is from RefSeq and is a predicted model, not a curated record. The transcript is spliced from 2 exons.
CGAUCAGAAAUUUUUUUAUAGGAAUAAUUAAAUUUCAGCACUUCCAACAGUUGUAAAAAAUAUUCUGUUAAACGCGACCAGUGUUGAACUCAAUAUAAUUUAACAAUGUUUUCUGAAUGUUGAAUUGUAACGUUUACAACACAUAACAAUUCAGCGGACAUCGGACGUUUUUGCGAUAUCUUUUCAACGUUGAAUCUAUACAUUUCGUAACAUUGAUGCAAUAUUGCAAUGUUGUAAUGGAAGGUUUCCGAGAUGUUGAUUCAACGUUUGUGUGCUGUAUGGGUAGUGUCUUGAUUCGCUUUCGUGUCUGCACGAUUCCAACGAAAGUACAAACCCGUGCGUCGUUACGACACGUGCAGAAAGAACCAUCGCGUCCUCUUAGGGGGAAUAGACGUUAGACAAACGCGUGUACAUUAAUUUCCGCAUGAAAGAGUCUUCACAGCCGACAUCUCACCGGAGCUACGGGGAGCGUCAUCUCGAGUAGUUAAAUCGCGAACGAGACGAUGCGUUACCGUCGACGCGCGCGAUCCUCCGACGCGUCGUCGAUCUAACGAUUUUCGAGAAGACGGAAGACUGCGCGGACAGCAAUCUCGAUCGACGUGGACGAAUCGUAAGAGAGCCGGGCGGUUAAUCGUGGAUAGCUUGGCUCAUUUUGCGCCGUGUCGCAGCCGCGGCCGCGGGAGACGGAAAGGGCCGCGAGGUCGUUGUAUCUCGGAGCUUCACGCGCGGUUAUCCGGGAUUAAGCUCGGCGCAACGAGGUCGCGAGGGACGAGAAGAAAAGUGCCAGAAGAGCCGUGUAACGCGCAGGUGAAUCGCGACACUUUCGCGCGAGACACCCGGCAGGUACAUCGGGCCGAUUAGCGAGAUUGCGCUUAGACGACAGGACAUACGAGAGAUAUUCGUGUAAACCUUAAUUGUAGAUACGUAAUCGACACACAUUGCAUCCCAUGAGUACAUAUAUAGAGUAUCGCUGGUGCGGAAAGCAGCAUCGGGAGGUGAUCGGCGAGUUGGCGAGUGUCCGUCGACGGAAAAGAGGGAUCGAUGAGACGGAGAAUGCGUGCGACCACGCCAAAAAUAAAAACCUCUCACUUACGUCACUACGCUCUACCUUAGGUACCUCGUGCAAUUUACACGUCGCUAAAAAGAGAGAGAAAGUAAGCGAAAGAGAGAAAGAGAGGGAGAGAGAGAGAGGGGAAGAUAUGUAACACAUUAUUUACACUGUAUUGCUUCCACGUGGAUUAUUAAGAGAUAAUUUGAUUCAAUUAACGUACUGCGAUACUUCACGAAGGCAGAGAAGGAUAAUUAACGUUUAGAUCCUCGUAAUUGUCACAAGUUACCACUUCGUACGAACGCAAUAGUGUAACGACGCGCCCGCAGCGCGUCCCGCAUUAGAAUCGCUCUGGAGAGGCAUUGUAAUAAUAUUUUUGUUUUUAAAUUUAUAUCCGUUCGUUGUCUCUCAACACACCCGCAUCCACCCCAAAGUUUCUCGCCGAGGAGGAAGUGGCUGCGAUCUUUAUAAAAAUUUAUCUUUACUCAUCUUUAUAAAAAUACAUGUAGAACGUAAUCACUUAGUCUCAUUAUAUAAAUACCACGAAACGCGCGACGAAAGAUCACACAUCGUUGUCCCGCGAUGCACAACGUCCAGGAGUAUGAAUUCUUUGAGCACGUUCUUUUCAGGGUCCAUUAAAACUCGUCUAAUCCGACUUAGUUAGUUUUUUAAUUUAUUCACGUUACAAUCUUGAAAAUAAAAACUUUGCAAAUGACGGACGAACGAUUUGUACCGCUUGUAAAUAUACAAAAUAAUCAAUUUCAGGGAACCGUUAAAAAAAAUCCCUGCUCACAGAAUUUGGGCGUUGAUUCUCUUCUGUUGGAGGAAUGCGAGGCAAUGAGUGUACAAGUAGAUUUUUCAAAUUAGAUCUAUUUAGAUUAAUUCUCCUUCGUACCACUUUAAGAUUUAAAUGAGUUUCGACACUGCCUCGAACACUAGAAACCCGACUUCGCAGGCUUGUCAGUAAAAAGUGAAGCACUCCGUGCGAGAUUUACAAGACGGAGAUUUAGUAUCGACGUAGGCACGACCCUGAAACUGAUUCCCGCCGCAGUUUAGCACGAACGGUACCGGCAAACACGAAUGGCUCCUCAGUCCUUCCUUAUCGAUAUCCUUAUCUACUAGACGUAUUUAGAAAACUUGCCAUCCCUUAAAAGGAUAGUACGCACCGCGUGUACCUCACCCUCACGUGCAAUUCACUCAAGGUCCGCAAAGCAUCGCUACCACUCACCGCCUGCCAAUCAAGAUUCAGACACCCGUGAAGGAUCAGCCGACCGGUUCAAAGAUCGGCGACAAUGGAAUGCCCCAGCCGCCACCCUCGACGCCGACAAAAGCCCGUGGCACCGUGUCACCCUCGGCCGUCGUGACACCCCAAGCUGUUAGAAGCGGACUGGCCAGAUCUCCGGAAGCCACGACGCCCAGAGGGCAACUCGCGCAGGAAACGGGGGGUUCGACCCCCGCGAACGGACGGGCGUCCAAAACACCGCCAGAUGUGACAAGCAGCAGAGGCACGCCGAAAGGUCGCUCACCAGGGAGGUCGCCAACUUCCCCGCGUCCGCCCAGCAGUUUGCGCGUUAGAUCCGCUGGCGAUAAGUCCUCGCCUGGCACACCCAGAAAAACAUCCCCCAGCACGCCGAGGAAAACUCCGUCCCCCAAGGAGCUGCGUCUUCCGAAACUCGCGUCUUCGCCGAUAUCACAAGAAGCAGGCCCAGCGGCUGCCGAAACUCAUGCGAAAAUCUCUUUACCCAAGUUGAUCGAGCCAUCCUCGCAAUCCGCCCGAAUGGCAUACUAGAGCUAUCGAAUCAAAAACACGACGGGCUUUCUAGUACUUUAGUACAGGGUGCUACGGACUCCUCGCGUGCUCUCCGCGGUUAAUUCAAAGUCGUUUUUCUCGGCAAAAAUUUCAUUUCGUUCUUCUGCUCGCAAUAAUGUUUAAACCUCUAAAUAAUCACAGAAGGGGCUCAGAGCCUGGACAGGGUUAUAGUGUCAAAACAAUUAUUUAAUUAAUGUAGCAAGUGAAGAAACAUUUUGGUCCUAACUGGAUCAUCUUCAGUAUAUAAAAACAAGGGAUAUAAAUUUCCAUAUGAUAGAUAACAGAAUACAAUUGAUACAAGAACCUACGUAGUCUAUUACGCAAGAAAUAAUAAAAAUUAGUGCCAUGUGAGAUAGAAAAGGAAAAGAGGUACUUGGAAUCGUGUUGACCAGCAUCGAUGACGUUACCAAAAUGAGGAAUAAAGGGUAAAUAACCAGGAUAGGAGUGUAUUGAGAGGAAGAAGGGAUAAAUAAAAAAGGAAAGGAAAUUAAUGUGAGGGGGAGGAAGCAAGUUCAAAAUAGGGAAAUAUUUAACUGCCAACAGGUUUGCGCCUGUUUAUUAACGGGAGCAAUUUGGCGUUUAAUAUGUACCAUCUCUGAAUGAGCCUUUUUGUAGAAAGAUUUUAUUCACUUGCUACUUUAAUUAAAUAAUUUUUUUGACACUAUAAACCUGUUUAACGAUUACUUCGAUUUUUACCAUACGUGUAUGAGCCAUUGUUGUUUAUGCUUGAACUUCUCUAUAUCUGCAUUAAAAUCAAAUGAGAAAUGAAAUGUUUGCAACAUUAAAAGUUGAGUCAUAAUCUCAUAGGAAUAAAAAAUAUUACUGAUUUAAAAGGAACUUGCGUCUAUAAUAAGAGGAACCACGAGGUCUGGAGCAUCCUGUUUAUUUCAUAAAAGUGGGAGUGUAAACUAAUUAGUUAUUUAGAAAAACCAACGAUAGGAAAGUCGCCACAAACUACACUUGCUACAGCAGACGUAUUCUUUUUAUUAACAAAUCUCUAUACUCUUAAGUAAAAAUAAACUUUUUUAUUCUAAAUCUAAUUUUAACUGAAUAGAAGAUCGACUCGAGAGUAUAAUAGAAUGAAAGUUCGAGACAGAAUGGAACAGAAGCUUGCAAGUCUUACGCGUUUCAAGUCGUGCAAUUUCCAAUUUUGUAUCUUCCUUAUGCGGAAGAAUAACGGGUGUCGGGAACGCAUUCAUCAAAUACCAAUGAAUUGACGAAUGAUUGCAAUAUCGUUUUACCUUGUUAUUCUUAGGCCAUAAAAGGAAUUGAUCGAAAUUCAUUUAUUAUUUCUCGAAACUUGGAUUAUAAAUCACGUAUUUUUAAAAGGACAUUUUUAAUGGCUUGCUUAUAAUUUUCGAAAAUAUAUAUAAAUAAAAUAUAUAUACGCAAUAUAUAUAUAAUUAUUGAAGAAUAUAAUUGAAUAUAUCCAUGUUUAUUAUCUAAUGAGUGGGAAAUGAGGGAAAGGAAGGCAUGGAAGAUAGCAUCGACAAAGCAAAAGUUAAUAUACGCGAGAUUUAUAGAAGUAAAAAUAUAUAUAUAUAUAUUUCGACUGUCAAGACUUUUGAACACGUGCAAUAUUAAGUUAUUUCCAUCCAAAGUUGUUUCACACUCAAGUUCCAUGUAAAAACAAAAAUACAGCAAUUCAAUCGGCAGUAAAA